AACCAGAUUUAUGAUCCAAAUCUGUAGCCAUAGCCAUAAAGUCGAUGAAUGAUCCGAUCAAAAAUAGCUAAUGGGAAAAGGCAAACCUGGAAAUCUUUUCUCACAGAAUCUUGACUUCCAUUGGUGAAAGAAUCAGAUCAGAUGAAAGAAGAAGAAGAAGAAGUAGAAGAUACAGAGAGAGAGGAUUGUUGGAGAGUUGCAUCGAGGUCAUCCAUGGAUCCAGAGAUAUGGAGUCGGCUGCCGGAGCAUCUUCUGGAGCGGGUGCUCUCCUUCCUCCCUCUCAAAACCUUCCUCGCUCUCCGAUCUACCUGUAAGCACUUCAACUCUCUUCUCUACUCUCCUUCCUUCACCCAUUCCAUCUCUUCAUCUUCGUCUUCCUUCAUCCUUCUGGCGCAUCCGCAGAGUCUCCGGAGCUGUCCUCUGUACAACACCGUCGGAAACUCGUGGUCGACGGAUCUCCCGCUCUCCUUCCCAGCUUGCUCCACCGAUCUCCUCUCUUCCUCCUCCUCCAAUGGCCUCCUCUGCUUCUCCCUCCUCAAUUCCUCCUGCUUCCUCGUCUGCAACCUCCUCCGCCGCUCCCUCCGCCGCGUCAAUUUCCCCGCCCGCCCCUUCCAUUUCGAAUUCCUCACCUUGAUUUCCACCUCCGACGGCGGUUACAAGCUAUUCGCCCUCUCCGCAAAAGGCUCCUCCAAUAAUGCCCUAAUUUACGACUCCAAUCGCGCCUCCUGGCGCCGCUUCCCCGGCUUCAAUCCAACGCUAUCAGAAAACUACCAUCAGAAAGGCGUCCACUACAACGGACGCCUCUUCUUCACCACGCCGGAGCCUUUCCAGGUCGUGUGCUUCGACCUGGAGAGCUGCAGGUGGGAGACGUCGGCGGCGAGGCUUCCGGACGAGCGGCUGACGUUCGUCCGCCUGGUGAGCGACGAGGAUCGGAAGCUGUACCUAAUCGGAGGGGUAGGAGCGACGGGGAUCUCUCGAAUCAUCAAAGUGUGGGAGAUGAUGAUUACAGAGGAGGGCGGCGGAGAAGGUUGGACGGAGGUGGAAACGUUGCCGGAGAUGGUUAGCCGGAAGUUUCUGUCGGUGUGCUACCACAACUACGAGCACGUGUACUGCUUUUGGCACGUGGGACUGAUCUGCGUGUGCUGUUACACGUGGCCAGAAGUGCUGUACUACAAGGUUUCUAGAAGGAGCUGGCAUUGGCUCCCCAAGCCCCCUUCCUUGCCUCACAAAUGGAGCUGUGGCUUCAGAUGGUUUUCUUUCAAUCCCCAGCUCUCUCCCACACCAUAAUCAUUCAUAAUAAAUAAUUUAAAAUAAUAUAAUAAUAAUAAUAAUUUCAUUUUAUUUUAUUUUAUUUGAUCUUCUUCAAAAAUCAAUCAGAGUUGCAAA
Molecule: messenger RNA, 1386 nt
Organism: Andrographis paniculata
Lineage: Eukaryota; Viridiplantae; Streptophyta; Magnoliopsida; Lamiales; Acanthaceae
Product: F-box/kelch-repeat protein At5g43190
Exons: 2
Coding region: 142-1287 (381 amino acids)
Molecular function (GO): protein binding
Source: RefSeq, a predicted model, not a curated record